CCGCCGCGCCCAGCCUAAGAUGGCCACGCUGCUCCGUAAGAUCGGGCUCAUCCGCCUGCACCGGGACACCGGCGACCCCAAGCACCACCGCGGCGGCGGCGGCAGCGGCGGCCAGCAGAGCGCGUCGCUGCGCGGCAAAGGCGGCGCCAAGAGCGGCGGCCACAAGCCGCCCCCGCCGCCGCAGCAGCCCGGGGGCGCGGGCGACGCCAGCCCGGGGCCCGGCCAGGGCCGGCGCGCGGCGGAACCGGCCCCGCGCGACAAGGCUGCGGCGCCGGCCGUGGGGGCGGCGGGCGCGGCGGGCGCCGGGGGCCCCCGGGAGCGGGCGGCGGGCGCCAGGGCGGGGCCGGGGCCCGCGGGGGCGGCGGGGGCGGCGGCGGGCGGCUGCCCGGUGCCCGCGGGCCGCCAGCAGCACUGCACGCAGGUGCGCAGCCGGCGGCUCAUGAAGGAGCUGCAGGACAUCGCGCGCCUGAGCGACCGCUUCAUCUCGGUGGAGCUGGUGGACGAGAGCCUCUUCGACUGGAACGUGAAGCUGCACCAGGUGGACAAGGACUCGGUGCUGUGGCAGGACAUGAAGGAGACCAACACCGAGUUCAUCCUGCUCAACCUCACCUUCCCCGACAACUUCCCCUUCUCGCCGCCCUUCAUGCGGGUGCUCAGCCCGCGCCUGGAGAACGGCUACGUGCUGGACGGCGGCGCCAUCUGCAUGGAGCUGCUCACGCCGCGCGGCUGGUCCAGCGCCUACACCGUGGAGGCCGUCAUGCGCCAGUUCGCCGCCAGCCUGGUCAAGGGCCAGGGACGGAUCUGCAGGAAAGCCGGCAAGUCGAAAAAGUCCUUCAGCCGCAAGGAAGCCGAAGCCACCUUUAAGAGCUUGGUGAAGACUCACGAAAAGUACGGCUGGGUGACCCCGCCCGUGUCCGACGGCUGAGCUGCGCCCCGAGACCGAGCCGCCCGCCCGCCCGUCCACACGCCCCGCCAUCUCCCCCCAGCGCCGCCCACCCCCAUCCUUUUCUACUCCGGCCGGAACGGCGUCCCGAAUGCCAAGGACUCGUCUAAGUUAUUUAUGAACCGACGUGUUUACAGAGAGAGCGAGGGCGCCCACGCCCGCGGUCGCCUCUAGGGGGCGCCGCGUCCCCGCCGCCCGCCCCGCCUCCACCCACCCCGUCACCCCGCCCUCGGCUUCUCUCCGAGACGACGACGGGAGCUCCACCGAGCCAGCGGGAGACUCGCACGCGGCCCCCGCCUGGCCCGUGGCCGUCGUCCGCGUCCCCCGGGAGCGCGGCCGGUCCCCGCGCGCCGUGCUCCGUGUCUGUUUCUCUCCCCGGCAGGUCGGCGUAACUUGAGGACGUGUCUUUCUUUCCGUGGCCUGUGGUCCGUCCGCUCCGACGACGCGUGGGCUCUGAACUUUGGCUCGUGAAAACACACAGCUCUCACCUUGCCAGAUCCUAGCGACUCCACAUCGACAACUGCCCACGUGGUGAAACCGUGCUCUCUCUCUCUCCUCAUGCUGAUGUUGUGUGGUGUGCUGCUGUUCUCAGAUAAACCAGUGCCAUUCAA
Molecule: messenger RNA, 1554 nt
Organism: Perognathus longimembris pacificus (Pacific pocket mouse)
Lineage: Eukaryota; Metazoa; Chordata; Mammalia; Rodentia; Heteromyidae
Gene: Ube2ql1
Product: ubiquitin conjugating enzyme E2 Q family like 1
Exons: 2
Coding region: 20-925 (301 amino acids)
Source: RefSeq, a predicted model, not a curated record